AUGGGGGAGGGAGCUGGUGAAUUACUGGCAGGAGUCGGCCCCGGGUGGCAGGGAAGAUGGCAAAGGGCACACUGGGACCCGGACUAUGUGAAAGUAACCUGGCUGAGCCGGCUCAGUUCGGGGAAGCUGCAGGAGUUCGGAGUGGGGGAUGGCAGCAAGCUGACGCUGGUGCCCACCGUGGAGGCGGGCCUCAUGUCCCAGGCCUCCAGGCCAGAACAGUCUGUGAUGCAGGCCCUCGAGAGCUUGACCGAGACCCAGCCCCCAGCGGCGCCCGGGCCGGGCCGGGCUGGCGGAGGCGGCUUCCGGAAAUACCGAUUCAUUUUAUUUAAGCAUCCGUGGCACCGACAGGGACCCCAGAGCCCAGAGAGGGGCGGCGAGAGGCCCCAGGUUAGUGACUUCUUGUCCGGCCGUUCACCACUGACCCUGGCCUUGCGUGUCGGGGACCACAUGAUGUUCGUCCAGCUGCAGCUCGCCGCCCAGCAUGCCCCACUACAGCACCGCCACGUGCUGGCUGCUGCUGCUGCUGCAGCCACGGCCACCCGUGGAGACCCCAGCAUCGCCACCCCCGUGUCCUCCCCGUGCCGGCCACUGUCCAGCACUGCUCGAGUCCCCCCGGUGCCCACCAGCCCUGCCUCUGCGUCCCCUUCGCCUGUCACCGCCGGCUCCUUCCGGUCUCAUUCAGCUCCCACCACCUGCCAUGAGCAGAUGGACUGUUCCCCACCUGCCAGCACCAGUGCCAGCCCCACAUCCACCCCAGGGGGCAGCCCUGCUUCCCGAUCCCGAAAACCCGGCGCUGUCAUUGAGAGCUUCGUGAACCACGCCCCAGGGGUCUUCUCAGGGACUUUCUCCGGCACGCUGCACCCCAACUGCCAGGACAGUAGUGGACGGCCACGUCGGGACAUUGGCACCAUCCUGCAGAUCCUCAACGACCUCCUGAGCGCCACCAGGCACUACCAGGGCAUGCCCCCAUCCCUGACCCAGCUGCGCUGCCACGCCCAGUGUGCGCCCGCCUCGCCUGCCCCAGAUCUCUCCCCCAAAACUACCUCCUGCGAGAAGCUGGUAGCCACCACCCCGGCGUCACUGAGCCAGGUCCGCAUGUGCAAGCCCCCCCUGGGGGACCGGCUGCGUCAGACAGAGAACAGAGCCACCCGGUGCAAGGUGGAGCGCCUGCAGCUGCUGCUCCAGCAGAAGAGACUCCGCAGGAAGGCCCGGCGCGACGCCCGCGGCCCCUACCACUGGGCGCCCAGCCGCAAGGCGGGCCGCAGUGACAGCAAUGGCGGAGGGGGGGGCGGGGGCCCCGGCGAGGCAGCAGGCCUGGGCCUCGACUUCGAGGACUCCGUCUGGAAGCCGGAAGUCAACCCCGACAUCAAGUCUGAGUUCGUGGUGGCCUAGGAGCCGCGGUCCUCACUCCGGCCAGGGUGGCCGCCGGCUCGCCCCCGUGUGGGAGAGCGGCCGCCUCACGCUGGGGAACCCCUUCCCCAGCCUGCCUUUUUUUUUUUUUUUUUUUUUAAUUUCAAUUCUCACCAUGGUUUUCCAGACUCUCGGUGGACUUGGGCGCCUGCCUCCUUCCUCAGCUCAGUUACUGGCCUCUUCCUCCCCGGCCUGGUUCCUUUCCCUCCAUCCAUCCCUCAGUCUCUGAGCUGGGUCCUUCCCACCCACUUCCCAAGCUCCAAAUAUGUAGCAGUCUUCGCAGAUGGUUGUGCGCAGAGCCGAGGAAACCGCCCCCCACUCCCCUCUGCCUCCCUUCCCACCCUCUUCAGGUUUAAGUCAAAAAUGUAGAUCCACAUGAUGCACUUUACAGCCGAGGGGGCCUCGGAGAGAUCUGUGCACCCCAGGCCGCAGGACCCGCCCCAGCGACACGGACCACGGUGGCCCCCACAGGGGACAGCUGGGCCUUCCACCUCUGUCCUUUUUCUUCUCCUCUUGGUCUUUUUUCCGUUUUCCUUUUUUUCUGGAAAAGCAAAGCCGUUUCAAGGGAGAGGCUGGCACCACCUGCCUUGGGAUUUGGCCGGGUUGGCGGGAGGGAGGGUCCCACCUCCGGCCUUUGCCCACCACACACUGUGUGAUUUCCUCCGAUGCCACCUCCUGCCCCGCCCCGCCCCUUUUUUUCUGAGUUUGGAAUAUUUAUAGACUAUUAAUUUCUGACUGAGCCAAUAGUUGGUUGGGAAUCUCUUGAGAAAAAGUCGGGGGUGGGGGAAGAACCCCCCCCCCACCAUCCUUCCUGGCCCAACCUGAGGGAUCUGGGACCUUGGACUAUGUCUGGAGGGGGGGGGGGGCCCUCUGGCAGCCACAUUGGGGAGGGGGGUGCUGAGCUGUGAAUCCCCCAGCAGGGGCAAAGCUGUGUAGCAUUAACCCCCUUGCAGGGGAACGCUGCUGGUCUAAUUUGGACCCUCCCCACUCAUUCCCAAGGGGGCCACUGGCAGCCCCCCCGGGCCAUUUCAAUAGGGUGGAGUGGUUUUCCUUUCCUUUUUUUACUGAUAAUGGAGAUGUUUGGGCCCUGCCCUACCCGCCUGUCAGUCUCGUCCUGGUCCCCCCACCUACCUGCCCCACUCCCUCGUUUGCCGCUAGGUGAGCCGUCCUCACGCUUCCCUUAUGUGUUCAAGUUAAUGGUUUCAGAUGUGAACAUCACGUGUUAACUGUAGCUCUGUAAAUUUUUUUGGGGGGGUGGGCAGGGAGGGAAGGUCAGGGUAGGGAG
This is a messenger RNA of Condylura cristata (star-nosed mole), 2695 nucleotides long. It is a transcript of the gene MIDN, whose product is annotated as midnolin. The coding region runs from base 1 to 1392 and encodes 463 amino acids. The transcript has 9 exons. The record is from RefSeq and is a predicted model, not a curated record. NCBI's taxonomy places the organism in Eukaryota, Metazoa, Chordata, Mammalia, Eulipotyphla, Talpidae. Gene Ontology annotation, cellular component: nucleus.